Messenger RNA from Diaporthe citri, 1578 nucleotides. RefSeq lists its product as uncharacterized. The transcript has a single exon. NCBI's taxonomy places the organism in Eukaryota, Fungi, Ascomycota, Sordariomycetes, Diaporthales, Diaporthaceae. The coding region runs from base 1 to 1578 and encodes 525 amino acids. The record is from RefSeq and is a predicted model, not a curated record.
AUGCGGCCUGCACCUCUCGAGAUCCCUCGCGGCCGCAGCAAUGACCGACAAGGCUCAGGAGCACGAUCCCCGUCGUCGCCUCUUCCCAUGUCAGCGGGUGUUCAGCACUACUACGGCUCCGAGGACGAAGAGGAUUACAGGAGGGCUAAAGAGGACCAGGCCAAGUUCCGCAGCAAGAAGACGCUGUCUCGGGGCGGCAGCAAGUCCCGCGAACCUUCCCCUGGUCUUGCAAUGACGCGCGAGAGCUCCAAGCCUAGGGAGCCGCAGGAAACCAGGUCUCGUACCCCACGUGUCGAGUUCGCAGUUUCCGGCCGUGGAGACCUGAAAGCCAUCAAGGACGAGCGCCAGCUCAAGAAGGAGGCUGCAGCGCGCGAGCUUGAGGAGCGCCGCAAGUCGCUCGCCAAGCGCCCGUUGGCCCCUCCGAUUCCUCACCCGGACGAGCUCUCCCCGUCAUUCCCAGGCAUGAGCAUCCAGCGUGCGCCGACUGCUUUCGAGCUCCCCAGCACCACCUUUGUCCAGCCCAAGGAGCUGCCGCCUCGCAGCCGUACCGCGGAGCCCGACAAGCGAAGCAUGUACGCCCAGCAGCCGACCCGCCCUUUCAUCGGUCUCCCGGCUACUCCCAAGGCCAUGAGACUGGUCAUGGAGGGCCAGAAGGACAUCAGCCCCGACGAGCCAGUCCCGCCCAUUCCCACGACUUUCGCGCAGGCUGAGUCGCCCAAGUCACGACAGAAUUCCCCUCAGAAGGAGACCAGCUCGCCACAGGCUGCUGAAGGCCAAGGCCUCCUCACCUUGCUCCCUUCGACUGUCUACCAGCCUCCAUCCCGACCGGGCAUCCAGCGGUGCAUGUCUGCGCCGCCCGAGGAGCCGGUUGCGCCUCAGGCCCUCCGAGGCGACAGCAACUCGGGCCACAGCAGGCUCGCCAGGGGCCAGUCCCUCAGGAAAUUGAGCACACCCGACGCGCACUCAUCGUCCAAGUACAUCCGCACCAUCGACGGGGUCAUGGACGACAACCAAGUUGGCAUUUCCAGCCACUCCCGGCGCACCUCGAACGCUGACCAGAUCCCGCCGCCGCCGCCGCCGCCGCCGGUCUUGAGAGAGCUGCAGCACUUGGCUACGCCACCGCCGCCACCGCCCGCGCCACUCGCCUUCGCGCACGGCGGCAAGCCGCCCGUCGUGUAUGGCGCGCCGGGCACGAUCGAAAUCGUCAUGGACAACGACGAGCCGUCCCAGCCUGAGCACGGCCAGAACGUUCAGCCCCUAUCCGAGACCACGGUCCCCGUGAUUGCUCCGCCCAAUCCCCCUCGCGGCCACCACCGCGGCCGCAGCAGCGUGGACAACAGCAUCGCGGGGCGCAUCUCGCGUGCCACGGAGAGGAUGAGGAGCGGGAGCCGAAGCCGCAACAACUCGAGCGUCGUCAGCCGGACCAAGUCCCCGAUCGAGGGUGGAGCCCCCGCGCCGUACGAGAGCAUCACCAUGCCGAAGGGUCCGCCAGUCAGCUUCCACAACCGUGAGCUCAAGUCCCCCAUCGACGGGAGGACGAUGAGGGAGGAGUUCGACCUGAGCCAGAAAAUGAUCUGA